CGGCGGGCACAAGUCGGGGUGGUGGGGAGGUCUCAGUCGCGACCCCGACGGCACUCGCCGGCCGUGGGAGGCCGGGUUUCCGGGAGAGCGCGUCCGUUUUUCCACCCCUGCGAGACUGCGCUUCGUGGCGCCCAGUUGGUUUCCGUGGCGGCGGUGGAGCGUCGGGAGUUAGCUUUUCCGGGGACCCUCAGCCAGUGAUCGCAGGAAUUGGGAGCCAGGAAGGCGGCAUCCUCUGGGUUUGCUGGAGGUGUGAAUGACAGAAGUGGUGCCCUCCAGCGCCCUCAGCGAGGUCAGCCUGCGCCUCCUCUGCCACGAUGACAUAGACGCUGUGAAGCAACUGUGUGGCGACUGGUUCCCCAUUGAGUACCCAGACUCAUGGUAUCGUGACAUCACGUCCAACAAGAAGUUCUUCUCACUUGCUGCAACCUACAGAGGUGCCAUUGUGGGAAUGAUAGUAGCUGAAAUCAAGAAUAGGACCAAAAUACAUAAAGAGGAUGGAGAUAUUCUAGCCUCCAGCUUCUCUGUGGAUACACAAGUUGCGUACAUUUUAAGUCUGGGAGUGGUGAAAGAAUUCAGGAAACACGGCAUAGGUUCCCUUUUACUAGAAAGUUUAAAGGAUCAUAUUUCCACCACCGCCCAGGACCACUGCAAAGCCAUCUACCUGCAUGUUCUCACCACCAACAAUACAGCAAUAAACUUCUACGAAAACAGAGACUUUAGGCAGCAUCACUAUCUGCCCUAUUACUACUCCAUCCGAGGGGUCCUCAAAGAUGGCUUCACCUAUGUCCUCUACAUCAAUGGCGGCCACCCUCCCUGGACCAUCUUAGACUACAUCCAGCACCUGGGCUCAGCACUUGCCAACCUGAGCCCCUGCUCCAUCCCACACAGGAUCUACCGGCAGGCCCACAGCCUGCUCUGCAGCUUUCUGCCAUGGUCCAGCAUCUCCACCAAAGGUGGCAUCGAGUACAGCCGUACCAUGUAACGCCACUGGGGCAACCUCCACCAGGCCUCUGUCCUCAGCACUCUGUGGAGCCUAUUUUCCUGUCUGUCUGACUUCUGCUGUCCUUUUGGAAGAGCUGGUGGCCACCUGCCAGCCCAUCAGCCUGCCCCAGCUGCAGGCCCGGUGCUAUGCUGGCUCAGGAGCAGAGUGUAUGCCUGGUCGGUCGUCAGCAGGCUCUCCUUCCACCUGGAGCCCUUGUCCCGCCUCUAAGCACUGGCACCACCCAAUGGCCUGGCAGGUGUGGCUACAUUGACUGGGGAAGGGCGUUCCAGGCCUUUCCCCUGCCUCCUUCCUGCUCCUUCAGCUCUUUCCUACAAGAUGGACUGGACUUUGCUGAAAACUAUCAACUUCUUUGACCUUGAAGACACAGCAACCUUAGAAUAAAGAGGCACAGCAAAGAGAAUGUCAGGUUUUUGUAUAGGAAUGCCCUAAAGAAGCUAAGACGGUGGAAGCA
Molecule: messenger RNA, 1454 nt
Organism: Acomys russatus (golden spiny mouse)
Lineage: Eukaryota; Metazoa; Chordata; Mammalia; Rodentia; Muridae
Gene: Naa60
Product: N-alpha-acetyltransferase 60, NatF catalytic subunit
Exons: 7
Coding region: 254-982 (242 amino acids)
Biological process (GO): N-terminal peptidyl-methionine acetylation
Cellular component (GO): Golgi membrane
Molecular function (GO): histone acetyltransferase activity; protein-N-terminal amino-acid acetyltransferase activity
Source: RefSeq, a predicted model, not a curated record